Messenger RNA from Pleurotus ostreatus (oyster mushroom), 1746 nucleotides. RefSeq lists its product as uncharacterized. The transcript is spliced from 13 exons. Gene Ontology annotation, molecular function: FAD binding. The coding region runs from base 1 to 1746 and encodes 581 amino acids. NCBI's taxonomy places the organism in Eukaryota, Fungi, Basidiomycota, Agaricomycetes, Agaricales, Pleurotaceae. The record is from RefSeq and is a predicted model, not a curated record.
AUGAACAACACUAACUUUGACGUGCUUGUGAUUGGGAUGGGGCCCGCCGGCCUUAUGUGCGCUUUAUCGUUGGCUAAAGCAGGGGUUAGAACGAAAAUUAUCGACAGACGAGCACUUGGAACGCAAUACGGCAACGCCGAUGGCAUCCAGCCACGAACCUUGGAGAUAUGGGAUACCUACGGCAUCCUAAAAAGGUUCGUUGAUGGAUCCGCGCCUAUGCAUGCGAUGGUGACAUAUAACCCGGAAAUCGACAAUGGACAAUUGAAGCUUGUACGGACGCGACCAGUCCGCAACGUCGUGGUAGACAGUAGAUUCCCGUACGAGCGAACGGCAGCCAUCGAGCAUAUUGAAGGGACAUUACGAGAGGCUCUCCUCGAAGCCGGUGGAGCCGUCCAGUACAGCACCACGCCAACGAACGUAGAAGUAACGCCAGAUUCUCAGUCGGAGUAUCCCGUCAGGGUUGCGCUGGAAACAGUGUCAGUACCACUGGACAAGCGAGGGCACGGCGGAGACCUUCACCAGACGUCUUCGUCGGAAACUAUCCAAGCUAAAUAUCUAGUAGGCGCCGAUGGUGCCAACUCGUGGGUGCGCCGGUUCUUCGAUAUCCCAUUGGAGGGGGAUUUAACUGAAUCGAUAUGGGGGGUCACUGACGUGAUCGUGGAAACAAACUUCAGCGAUUGCCGAAUGAAAUGCAUUAUCAACGCACCAACGGGCACAAUCAUCACGAUUCCAAGGGAAGGGGAGAAAAUCCGGUUCUACGUGCAGCUGUCCCUCGAUGACUGUCAACUUACCCCCAGCGGACGUGUUGAUAAGUCGCAUCUAUCCAGCGAAGCCUCUCGUCGAAUGGUCCUCAAGCGUAUACAAGCAGGGAUGUCACCUUUUGAAGUCAAGUUCACACACGUUUUCUGGUGCACAAUAUUUGCCAUCCCUCAGCGGGUCGCGAAGCGUUUCUCUGUCCAAGACAGAGUCUUCAUCGUUGGCGACGCAUGCCACCAGCACUCCCCCAAGGCAGGCCAGGGCGCUAAUGCAGCUAUGGGUGACUCUCAUAAUCUCGCGUGGAAGUUAGCGCACGUCAUCAAAGGAUGGGCCACCCCAAACAUCUUGCGAACUUACGAGAUCGAACGCAAAGGCUACGCCCAGCAACUCAUCAACUUCGACAAAGAAAUAUCAGAGACACUUGAAGCGGGUUCCCCAGAUAGUUACGAGAGGGUAUUGCACCGUCAGAACUUGUUCACAAGUGGCUUGGGGAUUCGAUACGACUCGAUGCUGACGAUUCAAUCAUCUGUUUCUCAGCAAGGGGAGCGCGCUAUAACAGUUGGAAAGUACCUCCCGUGGUGCCCGGUCACUCGACUCGCCGAUUGGGACUCCAUGGACAUCCAAUCGUUGAUUUCUUUCGACGGGCUGUGGAGGCUGCUGAUUUUCCCUGGGGACAUUCGCUUGGAAAACAAUCAAGCUGAACUUGCGCGAUUGGAGAAAGAAGUCGGGCGAUGCGUCGGAGUGCUCAAACACGCCAUAUUGUACACGAUUCUGGACAACCGCGAAGAUGAGGCCCAAUGGACAGAUGUUCCAAGGGUUCUCCGGUCGUGGAAACGUGACCGAAAGAGCUCGCCGAAUGUCUACGAACUCUUGGGGGCUGGUCAGCUUGGCUCAGUCGUGUUGGUGCGGCCUGAUGGUUAUGUUUCGAUGGUCCAAGAACUAGCCGGGUUCAAUGGCGAUGAGUUGACUAGAUUCUUCCUCGCCCUGUAG